GCCACGCAAACCCUAGUCGUCGAGCACUUCCUGCUUCCGUCGUUCGCUCGCACGCAGAUCGCCCAACAAUGCCGUUCAAGAGGUACGUCGAGAUCGGAAGAGUGGCGUUGGUCAACUACGGCAAGGACUAUGGAAAGCUUGUCGUAAUUGUUGACGUCAUUGAUCAGAACAGGGCACUGGUGGAUGCUCCAGAUAUGGUUCGAAGCCAGAUGAACUUCAAACGGCUUUCUCUUACUGACAUCAAGAUUGACAUUAAAAGAGUGCCGAAGAAGAAGGCCCUUAUAGCUGCUAUGGAGGCUGCCGAUGUCAAGGGAAAAUGGGAAAAAAGCUCGUGGGGUAGAAAGCUUAUUGUUCAAAAGCGUAGGGCCUCUCUCAAUGACUUUGACAGGUUUAAGCUUAUGCUGGCAAAGAUCAAGCGAGCUGGGCUUGUCAGGCAAGAGCUUGCAAAACUGAAGAAAGAGGGUACUGCAUAAUCUCCAUGAAAUUUGAUUGUGUUUGUCUUUUCAAAAGAUGUAUUUGGUGGUUGAGUACUUCAAGUUUUGGCUAUUGUUAUAAUCUGAACUUAAGCUUUUUGGAUGUUAGAUUCUAAUUUUCUUUCA
Molecule: messenger RNA, 599 nt
Organism: Andrographis paniculata
Lineage: Eukaryota; Viridiplantae; Streptophyta; Magnoliopsida; Lamiales; Acanthaceae
Product: 60S ribosomal protein L14-2
Exons: 5
Coding region: 69-473 (134 amino acids)
Biological process (GO): translation; ribosomal large subunit biogenesis
Cellular component (GO): cytosolic large ribosomal subunit; ribosome
Molecular function (GO): structural constituent of ribosome; RNA binding
Source: RefSeq, a predicted model, not a curated record